Messenger RNA from Fraxinus pennsylvanica, 1263 nucleotides. NCBI's taxonomy places the organism in Eukaryota, Viridiplantae, Streptophyta, Magnoliopsida, Lamiales, Oleaceae. The record is from the annotation of a GenBank genome assembly.
AUGGAAAUGGAGAAAAAUCCACCCAUGGAUUUCCCUCAAGAUUUUAGAUGCCCCAUUUCCAUGGAGCUCAUGAAAGAUCCUGUAACAAUCUCUACAGGGGUCACAUAUGAGAGAAAAAAUAUCGAAAGGUGGUUCGGUACAUACAAGAAGAAGAUAUGUCCUGCUACAAUGCAGUGUAUUGAGAGUUUAGAUAUGACUCCAAAUCAUACCCUCAAGAGGCUGAUUCUUGCAUGGAGAAAUGCACAAUCUGGUGAUCAAUCAUGCAGUUCAUCAUCAGCAGGUCGACAUUCGAUCAAACAUGAUGAACUGAUGACACUUCUUGGGACAAUUGAGUCGACGCCUUUUAAGGUAAGUUGUUUGAAGAAACUUAAGUCUAUUCUUGAAAUGGGAGAUGAAAUAAAGGCUGAUUUCAUGAUAUCAGGAGGUGUGGAGGUUCUUGUAAGGAUAAUUUUACAGAUUUUAGUCGAAAGCUCGGAUUUCAUAACGUUUAGAGCUUGUGAAGAGGCUUUAGAUGCGUUGCAGCUUUUACCAUUUUCUGAAGAUGAAGAUGAUGAGGCAAUUCAGUUGUUGAUGAAGCCUGAAUGCAUGAAAUCCAUGGCUAUAAUGCUUCAAAGAGGAAGCGCCGAGGCUCGGUUUUGUACCAUUUCAAUAUUUCAGAAGAUAGCUAAAGCUGAUUAUCAUUGGAAUUAUGUUGCACAAGAUCAAGGUAUAGAAUUCUACAAGUCCUUAUUAGAAAUAAUAUCAGAUGAAAUUUGUACAAAGGCGAGUUCAUGUGCCCUACAGGUUCUGUUAGGAAUCUUGGAUGCAUCCAAAAAAAGCCGACUAAAAGCCAUUGAAGCUGGCGCAGUUUGUACCCUAAUUGAGCUUCUUCCCGACUCAAACAGAUCAAAGUGUGAGAAAAUAAUGCAAUUAAUCAAACUUAUAUGUGAAUGUGCCGACGGAAGAUUGGCCUUUAUUGAACAUGAACUAGGAAUUGCAGCCAUGUCCAAGAAAUUGUUGAACGUGUCAGAAGCUGCAACAAAAAUUGGUGUUAAAAUUGUAUGGUUGCUAUGCAAUUUUCAUUCCACAGAAAGGGUUUUGGAGGAACUGUUGGUGUGUGGGGCGGUGAAGAGGCUGGUGGCGCUGUUGCAUAUUAGUGGGCGGUCGAAUACCAAGGAUAGGGUGGUGAAAAUCUUUAAGUUGCAUAGCAGACGGUGGCGCCGUUACCCUUGUUUCCCUAGUGAGUUGAAGGAUUAUUUGGGGCUGGAAAAUGAAUCAAGCUAA